AUGACUUUUGUCUUUAGAUACUACAAUCAUUCCAAAACUAAACGCGUACAGAUCAGUGCAGCAUCAUUUUUACAAAGUCAAAACUUGUGUGAAAUGGCUGAACGAAAAGAACUCAUCAACAGCUUGAGAAAAUCGACAUCUAAGAGUGUCACUUUAUUCGAAAAACCAUUAAAACGAUUGGAUGGUGUACCUCGGUCAUGGACAGUGUCACGGUUGUCUCGUGAUAAAGCUGGCUUACGUCGAUUCAGCGAUGAAAAUAGUUUGCAGGAACGGAGCCGAUCUACAAUAUCAACACCAUUACACAGUUGUUCUUCGGCCGCACGGUAUUCAACGGCCUCAAGAGACAACCUAACAAAAUCGAAACAUGAAAAUAUAGUGAAAUUGCAGGAGAUUUUAAAACGUCAUAACUUUUCCAAUGCUGCAUUAAAUCUCAAAAAUGAUUGCAUGAAAUCGAUAACCAUCAAUCAAUUUCACCUGAUCAUGGAUCAUUUUGUUUAUUUGAUUACCGGAAAAGAAUUGAAAACAUUCACACCGAAUAGAAACGGUGGUCCAAAUAAAAAAUCUGAUCAAAAACAAAUAACGAUCGAAGGCAUUCUAAAUUUUUUGAAGCAAGUACGGUAUCCACACACAGUCACCAAAUCAAUGUUAAAAAUACCAAAUGCACCGCACACAUUUGAUCAAAUGGUCCUUAUGUUACUAUGGCUAGCAGAUAUUGCCAGUGUAUCAACCAUUGCUGCCGACGAACCAAUUGAAAAAUAUACAUUAGCUUCUUCGAAAGAAAUGCAAGAUGGAUACUUGUUAUGGGGCAAAGAUAAUAGUAAACACGAUGUACUAGUUAAACGUAUGACAGAUAAUUUAAUUGCCGCCAAAUUGGAUAACAAAGUAACUUCAGAGGCGGAGCUGCAACUAUUAACCGAAAAUUUGAAACUUAAAUCUCAAGAAUUCGUUGAAAAUUCAGUUCAUUUGAAGAAGAUCCACCAAUUUGAACAAUUGGAAUCCAAAUAUCUAGAAUAUGAAACAAAGGAACAUGAUUUAAUAAAACAACUUAAAGAUAAACGUGAUCGUUUGGCCGCUCUUCAUGUGAAAAUGAAUGAUAAACGCAUCCAAAUGCGGAAAUCUCAUGGAAGGAUGAUUGAAUGCGUUCAAAAACGAGAAGACUAUCAGAGAUUGGGCAAACAGAUUUCACUUUUGAAAGCAUCAAUUGUUACACUGGAAAACGGGAAACAGCACAUAAAAGACGAGGAUUUCAGUGAUCAAAUCAAGUAUGCUCGAAUCGUAAAAAAUGUUUCAACCGUGAUCUCCGAUAUCAAUAAUCGUAGUAUGCAAAUUAUAAAAGUGCUCAACAAUUCUCAAAACAAAACAGUCAGCGAAUGUGAAUUGAAUAAAUUGCUUUUGCCAGCAACACCAUCCUUUGAACAAGUAGAGCAGGUCAAUCAAUAUUUCUUGCAUAUUUAUAGUGUGGUUGAAAUUGAAAAGUUCAAAGGGAAAAUGAAACUUGAUCAAGCCAUCAUUGAAAUGAAUGUGCUCAAAGCUGAAUCGAUUGCAUUAACCAAGGAAAUCAAAAGCGAACAGAAGAGCUAUGACAAGCAUGCAAAUGACUACGACGUAUUGGAGAAAAACGCUGCGAUGAAAAACCGAAAGAAUGAAAAUUCUACACGGGAUUUGUGUAAGCAAGCUGAUGAUGCAAAAGCAAAACUUCAAUCGUUGAAAGAUAAAAUUAUUGCAGCACUUGCAGAAGAGAUGAAAAUGAAAACGGAAAACGCAAGAAUUAUGGCAGACGGUGAAGCACAAGCGAAAAAAAUUCGGGCAGAAAAAGAUCGUCUGGCCGAUCAGAUGGAUGAAAUUGAUAAAAUACUGGAUGAAAAGUUCGAAGGUCUUGAUUAUCCGGAAUAG
This is a messenger RNA of Contarinia nasturtii (swede midge), 1893 nucleotides long. Its product is annotated as kinetochore protein NDC80 homolog. The coding region runs from base 1 to 1893 and encodes 630 amino acids. Gene Ontology annotation, cellular component: Ndc80 complex. The transcript has 3 exons. NCBI's taxonomy places the organism in Eukaryota, Metazoa, Arthropoda, Insecta, Diptera, Cecidomyiidae. Gene Ontology annotation, biological process: attachment of mitotic spindle microtubules to kinetochore. The record is from RefSeq and is a predicted model, not a curated record.